Molecule: messenger RNA, 1437 nt
Organism: Vicugna pacos (alpaca)
Lineage: Eukaryota; Metazoa; Chordata; Mammalia; Artiodactyla; Camelidae
Source: RefSeq, a predicted model, not a curated record
UCCUGGACCUGCCCUAACUCAGUUCCCUCACAGCAGGAUGGACCCAGGUGAGGAGCUGGAGGAUGAAGACUCUCCAGGUGGUCGUGAAGAUGGCUUCACUGCUGAGCACCUGGCUGCAGAGGCCAUGGCAGCUGACAUGGACCCCUGGCUAGUAUUUGACGCCCGCACCACACCUGCCAAAGAGCUGGAUGCCUGGUUGGCCAAAUACCCACCAUCCCAAGUUACCCGCUAUGGGGACCCUGGCUCGCCCAACUCUGAGCCUGUGGGCUGGAUUGCAGCAUAUGGGCAGGGCUACAUCCCCAACUCGGGUGAUGUACAGGGCCUACAGGCAGCCUGGGAGGCUCUGCAGACCAGCGGGCGGCCCAUCACACCAGGUACCCUGCGCCAGCUGGCCAUCACCCACCACGUGCUCUCGGGCAAGUGGCUGAUACACCUAGCACCUGGCUUCAAGCUGGACCACGCCUGGGCUGGCAUUGCCCGGGCUGUGGUCGAGGGUCGGCUUCAAGUGGCCAAGGUGAGCCCACGGGCCAAGGAGGGCGGGCGCCAGGUUAUCUGCGUUUAUACAGACGACUUCACGGACCGCUUAGGUGUACUGGAGGCAGAUGCAGCCAUCCGUGCAGCAGGCAUUAAGUGUCUGCUCACCUACAAGCCUGAUGUCUACACCUACCUGGGCAUCUACCGGGCCAACCGCUGGCACCUCUGCCCCACUCUCUAUGAGAGCCGUUUCCAGCUGGGGGGCAGUGCCCGUGGCUCCCGUGUCCUGGACCGUGCCAAUAAUGUGGAACUGACCUAGUGGGGCCAAGUCGAGGAGACCACCCUUGGCUCCCCCUUCUAGGGAUGGAUCCUCUCGUCUUCCGACUCCUUGUCCCAAGGAGGUCAAGCCCCCCACCCCCCGAGCUCUGGAGACUAGGUCACUCGGGAACUGCCUGCAACUUCUGUCCCCUUGAACUUCUGCCCUCUGUUCAGGGCUGAGUCACGUCCCUACCAGCUGGAGGCUCUGGCUCUCUGAGGGCCAGACCCUCAGCCUCUCGGCUGCUGCUCCCCUCUCAUUCAGGACCACAGGCUAGGUGCAGACACCCAGGAGAAGAGCCUUCCUGGGCCACCCUCAUCGCUGACCAUACCUCCCCCUCCCACAUCCUCCCCUUCUCUUCCUCACAAGAGAGAAGACUUAGUGUUUUCCAGUUUCUCUUCUUGAAGCCUUCAGCAGUCCAGGGGGCAGAGGCCCUGCAGGCCUGGGCAUGCCAUUUUGUGGGGGUAAUUGUUCUCACACAGCCCCUGGCAGAGAGAGAGGUUGCCAGGGCCAUGGACACAGGGCCUGCCCCUCCCUUCCACCUCAUAGCCUGCACCACCAUCCCACCUUCCUCCUUUCUUUGGCUGCAUUGUCAUGUGCCUGCUCCUGGCAUUUCAAUAAAACCCAGCUUGGGUCUGUGUCUUGCA